UUAAAUUUGGGAGAUUUCAGAGUGACUGGAGGAAUUGUUUGCCUAGCUGCGAUCGAAUUGCUGAGUCAGGGCUACCGAGUUGCUGAGUCUAACCAUGGCUGAUUUUCAUACAUCGACUCACAGAGUUAAGUGGAUCUUCUCUCCUCAAGAACUGGUUGAGAAAUACAAGGCUGCUAAUCAAAGAGCAAUACAAACACUGGAGAAGUAUGGAACAACACAAAUGGAAGUAGACGCAGAAGGUUCGAUGUCGUACCCUGAACCAAUUGCGAGGGAUAAUGCCGACAAGCAUUCUCGUCCAAAACCUCUUAACAUUGAAGAAGAACAAUUCAUGCGGGUGUUUUAUGAGAACAAACUUCGAGAAGUUUGUAGUGCAUUCUACUUUCCCAAUAAAAUUCAGGCGACAGCACUAAUUUACUUCAAAAGGUUUUAUCUGCAGUGGUCGGUCAUGGAACAUCAUCCAAAACAUAUAAUGUUAACCUGUGUGUAUGCAGCCUGUAAGAUAGAAGAAAAUCAUGUAUCGGCAGAGGAGCUUGGUAAGGGGAUUUCUCAAGAUCAUCAGAUGAUUCUCAAUUACGAGAUGGUUGUGUAUCAGAGUCUGGAAUUUGAUCUCAUUGUUUUUGCACCCUAUCGUUCAGUUGAAGGUUUUGUCAAUGACAUGGAGGUGGGUUCAGUUUGCAAUUAUUGUUUUGUUUUUCCUUCUAUUGUUGAUUUGCAAGAAACUGCUAGGAUGGAAGUUGACAAAAUUAUGCUUACUGAUGCUCUACAUCUGUUUCCUCCCGGCCAGUUGGCACUGGCUGCCUUACGCAGCGCGAAUGAGAUGCAUAGAGUUCUCGACUUUGAGGGAUACCUAAGAAGUCUUCUCGCACGCCAGAAUUCCGAGCACAGCAUUUUGCAGUUUAUAGAAUCACUAAAUGCUAUAGAUGUUUGGGUUACGAAAUACAAGUUCCCCACAGAAAAGGAUAUGAAGCACAUAAACCGGAAACUGAAAUCUUGUUGGGGGCAUAGCUCGCACGACGAUAAGAAGCGGGAGAAGAAAAGGCACAAAUCCCAUAGGAGUUCAAAUGAAGCUCAGAAUGGACCAUCCCUUGCUUAACCGUAUAUUUUCGCAUGCACAUUGGAGUUGACCUUGUUUGAUCAAGUCAGUGGUUUGGUUUAACUCCUCUCAAGAUUUGUUUAUAGCCCAGAUUAUCGUGAUAGCAGCAGUCUGGUAGGAGGCCGGGAAUAGCAAGGUCAAACCGUUAACAAGGGCUAUCGAAACAAGAUGUUUACGGCAGAGUCAGUUCGUGUUGCAGACAUCAGUACAUUCUGUAUGGUGAUCAGACCCUUUGGGGAAAUAGCUAAACCCUGUUUGAUAUGAGGUUGCUGACCAUUGGGCUCUGGUUUCAUAUGAUGGAACAUAGGUUUUUGUUACUUGAAAGUGAAUUCUGGCUUGAAUUAAAACUUUUGGCAACAUGGGACUUGUUUGUCUGUAAUUUCUCUCUCAAAUCCAUCACACAACAUCAAAGAUGCUUUGUUCAUUUCUAUUACAUUGAAGAAAUGAUUACUUUUUAAUUG
This is a messenger RNA of Hibiscus syriacus, 1554 nucleotides long. Its product is annotated as cyclin-H1-1-like. The transcript is spliced from 12 exons. Gene Ontology annotation, cellular component: nucleus; transcription factor TFIIK complex. The record is from RefSeq and is a predicted model, not a curated record. Gene Ontology annotation, molecular function: cyclin-dependent protein serine/threonine kinase regulator activity. Bases 95 to 1093 code for a protein of 332 amino acids. Lineage: Eukaryota; Viridiplantae; Streptophyta; Magnoliopsida; Malvales; Malvaceae. Gene Ontology annotation, biological process: regulation of transcription by RNA polymerase II; regulation of cyclin-dependent protein serine/threonine kinase activity.